Messenger RNA from Wallemia mellicola CBS 633.66, 1941 nucleotides. Its product is annotated as Sec1-like protein. Gene Ontology annotation, biological process: vesicle-mediated transport; intracellular protein transport. The coding region runs from base 1 to 1830 and encodes 609 amino acids. The transcript is spliced from 10 exons. Gene Ontology annotation, cellular component: CORVET complex; fungal-type vacuole. Lineage: Eukaryota; Fungi; Basidiomycota; Wallemiomycetes; Wallemiales; Wallemiaceae. The record is from RefSeq and is a predicted model, not a curated record.
AUGACGUUUGAUUCACGUAAAAAGUCAUUAUUGAGGAGUUUGACGGAUGUGCUCGAUAAAGUGACCGGUAGUAAGACGCUUGUUUUACAUCCUGACCUCGCUGGUCCACUUGGAUUAAUAGCCCAAGUGUCUACAUUAAAGCAUCACGGCGUAGAUAAGCUUUUCUGGCUAGAGAAUGGCCCUCUGAGAUCGACAACAACAAACCUCGUUUACUUUAGCAGACCAACUGUAGAAUCUACUAAGACGAUAACUGAUCAAAUACUACAAUCUAAUGAAGAAUAUCACAAUUACUUCAUCAUUUCUGUCCCUCGCACUACAAAACUAUUAGAGCAUCAAUUCUCUCAGGCUGGUUUACUAGAUAGCGUCACAUUCUUAGAAUUUCCAGUCGGUUUUAUUACCAUCGAGAAUGAUGUGCUGUCGUUAGAGUAUCAGAACAGUUACGUUGACUACUUCGUUAAUGGCAAUUCUACCAUCCUCUAUGACUCAAGUUCAGCUAUUUUAUCUUUAGAGAAGGAAUUUGGAGCAUUUCCCACAAUCGUCGGUAAAGGCAGAGCAGCUGAGGAACUCAUACCACUUAUCAGACGCAGAAGAUUGGAAGAGCAAUCUUUACAUUCCGACAACAAGAAAGAGGUCGAAAAUCUGAACUACUCAUCGAACACCUUUGACGCCUUGAUUGUGGUAGAUAGGUCGACUGACUUGAUAACACCUAUGUGCAUGGAAUUGACGUAUAACGGUUUAAUAGAUGAGUAUAUUGGGAUCAAGAAUGCGCAUAUAGAGGUUGAAGCUGCUUUGUUAGAUGGUACCCCCUCCACACCCUCAGUCUCAACUUCUGCAGCUAACAUGACUCCUAAGAAAAAGAGGAAGCAUCUGCUAUCAGCCGUGACUGACCCCGUUUAUGAGGAACUCCGCGAUAUAAACUUCUCACAGAUUGGAGUAUAUUUGAAUAGAAUAGCUAAAACAAUUGACCAGAGAUAUAAGGACAGACACAGUGCGAAGACAGUGAAAGAAAUCAAAGACUUCGUUGGUAAACUCGGAGGUCUUAAAUCAGAACAUCAAAGCUUGCGUUUACACACUGCUUUAUCUGAGUUACUCCUUGACGCAACAAAAAGUGAUACUUUCGGUACAGUGUUGGAGGUACAACAGAAUUUACUCGCUGGUUUCGAUUUUCAAUCACAAUUGUCAGCUGUCGAAGGACUCAUAUAUGAGGAAGCCCCUAUUCACAACGUCCUUCGUCUGCUCAUUCUAGGGCACAUAUGCGACGGAAACAUAAAAACCAAAACUCUUGACCAACUCAAAAAGGAUGUCUUGCAAACAUAUGGAUACCAAUACCUAACACUAUUGAUUAUUUUAGAAGAACAUAUACUCAAUAACCCUUAUUAUUUCACACAAAUACGCAAAAAUCUUAGACUUUUCGUAGAAGAUGUUAAUGAAGCCAUACCAACCGACGUCAGUUACUCUUAUUCAGGAUACGCGCCAUUGUCAUUGCGAAUGGUACAAUGUGCAGCCCAAAAAACCGCGGUGAAGAGUAGCCAACCUGAUCCUAAAACUCAACUAAAAGCCCACAAAGUGGAUGCCUUUAAUGGCUUUGUUGAUGCUUUGAAGCCAAUCAAAGGUGAUGUUAUAGUAGAUGAUUUUGAAGGACCAUCGAAUGACAAUGUUGUUGAGGAGGAUGUGAAAAAGACUCUCGUUUUCUUCGUUGGUGGCGUCACAUACUCUGAGAUUGCAUCUUUGAGAUUGAUGUCCAGUCAAAUUAAAGAUCGCGAAUUCGUUGUCGCUACUACAGAUAUGCUCAAUUCGGAAACAUUUUUCAAACAACUAUCGAAAACUUGAACAUGUAAUUAUAUGAAAUGUUUUUCAUUAUCAAAUGAGAUAGUUGGUGACAUACAUAAUAAUAUUCUAUAAUACAUAUCACUAAUAUGUUUUCAAGCUUCAGAGUAGAUG